This is a messenger RNA of Silurus meridionalis, 3500 nucleotides long. RefSeq names its product endothelin receptor type Aa (gene ednraa). Gene Ontology annotation, cellular component: membrane. Gene Ontology annotation, molecular function: endothelin receptor activity. The transcript has 8 exons. The coding region runs from base 312 to 1574 and encodes 420 amino acids. NCBI's taxonomy places the organism in Eukaryota, Metazoa, Chordata, Actinopteri, Siluriformes, Siluridae. The record is from RefSeq and is a predicted model, not a curated record. Gene Ontology annotation, biological process: enteric nervous system development; regulation of blood pressure; G protein-coupled receptor signaling pathway.
ACACACACACACACACACACACACACACACACACACAGGAAAAGCUGGAGACAGUCUCCACAGCACCUCACACAGCAGCCUCGGUGCGCCUCUGCUGCCCAAACGGGAUCCUCCUCUACUUUGAUAGUUGCUUAAUUACUCAUGUGAUGGCACCACGCAGAUGUCUGGGAUGCUCCAGCUCCAAGUUCUCCUGAAUAACUCGCUGACUGACUGAGUGACAGGAUCCGAGGGGAGGCAGACGUUUAAGGAGCGCCCUGGCAUGUACAUAAUUGGAGUUGAUCUGUUAAUCGAACCAGCCGACACGUUCAGCAAUGGUCCCUCUGAUCCUACGCACGCUCUUGCUAACAGCCAUCAUGGCCUCCAGUGGACUCACUCGAGCAAACCUCACUGAUGCGGUCACUAGCAGCCUGUUUCCCGCGUCUACUAUGAAUUCCAUGAGACUCGUCAGCCAAGCGGGAAAUAUCUCAGACUUUCGUAACCACAAUCUCUCCAAAAUCAUUCCCAUCAGGUGCAAGGAACCCACUUCCAUUACAGACACCUUCAAGGUCAUCAAUACCUUCAUCUCAUGUGUGGUAUUCAUGAUCGGCUUGGUGGGCAACGCCACAGUGCUGAGGAUUAUUUACCAGCACAAGUGCAUGCGAAACGGACCUAACGCUCUGAUUGCAAGCCUGGCACUGGGUGACCUCAUCUACAUCAUCAUAGACAUUCCCAUCAAUGUCUACAAGCUUCUAAUGGGAGAAUGGCCACUGAUUCAAACCCAAUUUGGUGUCUUCCUGUGUAAACUGGUGCCCUUCGUUCAAAAAGCUUCGGUGGGCAUCACAGUGCUGAACCUGUGUGCACUCAGUGUGGACAGGUACAGGGCUGUUGCUUCUUGGAGUCGUGUCCAGGGAGUUGGCAUUCCUUUACUCACUGCUGUAGAGAUUUUCGUCAUCUGGGUGCUGUCAAUUAUUCUGGCCAUACCAGAAGCUAUCGGGUUUGACAGAGUUAACUUUGAAUACCGCAACAUAUCUAAGAGCACCUGCAUGCUCGACCCUCUGCUGUCCUCCAGAUUCAUGCAGUUCUAUGUACAAUCAAAGGACUGGUGGCUGUUUGGAUUUUAUUUCUGCGUGCCCCUGGCCUGCACAGCAGUUUUUUACACUCUCAUGACCUUCAAGAUGCUCAGCCACAGAAACGGAGCUCUCCGGAUUGCCCUCAGUGAACAUCUCAAACAGAGGCGAGAGGUGGCCAAGGCUGUUUUCUGUCUGGUCUUAAUCUUUGGACUCUGCUGGUUACCCCUGCACCUCAGCAGAAUCUUGAAGAAGCUGAUGCCUGGUCCUGAUGAUGAAAAUCGUUGUGAACAGUACAGCUUUCUCUUGAUCCUGGAUUAUAUUGCCAUAAACAUGGCAUCCAUCAACUCCUGCAUCAAUCCCAUCAUCCUCUACUUUGUCAGCAAGAAGUUUAAGAAUUGCAUUAAGUCUUGCCUGUGUUGUUGGCGCCGCUCAAAGAACCAAGGGACCAGCUUGGGGCAGAUGAACGGCACAAGCAACCAGGGCAAAACCCAAGAACCCAAAAACGUCCAGAAGUACAGCUCUUAAACAAACUGUCUAAGCAGAUAUUGGUGAUUUCCAGCUUGGUGGUGCUUGGAUUCAAACUCACUACCUACUCCAGAGCCUCUAACCACCACUUCUUACUCAUAGUGCCACCUCUUGUUUAAAACAACAACCAAGCUUCAUCAGAACUAUGGUUUGUUUCAGGAUGAAGACACCACUCAGUAAUGCCACCAAUGAACAUUUGAAGUUAAGCAUGAAACAAGAAAUUAGUGCUACUCUGUGCUGGACACGGAGGGCCAGAUACUGUUUUAACCAUCUCUUGUAGCUUAUGUAGUGUAUAUAUAUAUAUAUAUAUAUAUAUAUAUAUAUAUAUAUAUAUAUAUAUAUAUAUAUAUAUACACACUACACAAUAUAUGCAAAGUCCUGCUCCCAGAGCAAGCUGGAGUUUUUAUCCCUGAGAGUGAAGACAAGGGUGGAGGAAGUGAAGGGUGGGGGUCACAGGACGCAGCUGAACAUCAACUAUAAAUGAACUCAAUCAGAAUCCUAGGCUACACAAAUACAUUCAUAAGCUAUGUGUAUACUUUCUCAAGGGACAGGAAAAUGAAGGAAGGAAGAGUCAAGUAGUUUUUCCGGCAUAUGGUUGCAAAUAUGGACUAUGCUAAAAAAAAAAAAAAAACUUUUCCUUCCCAUUGCUGCUUAUGACUACUUUCUAUAUUCAGAUCUAUUCAGAUCCAGGAAGACUUUGUCAUUAUUUUCAUGACUCAGAUCCCACACGUCAGAUUGUCAUAACAUUUUCAAUAUUUUUUUCAACCUGGAUGUUCCUUUUGUUUUAUAAGGAUGGGUUAGGUUCAGAGGGACGAGACAAUUUCAUGUAAAACGCAGUGGAAAAAAUUUUUUUACAACUUCCACGUUUUUCCAGAUUCAAUCAAACCUUUGGAAGCCAGAAUAAAUUAUUUGCUGUUAUUUUUUUUAUUUGUAGAAGAAAUUAUUAUUAUGAUAGUACUAUUUAAAUUCACAGCUAUGACUUUUGGCAGAUGCCCUUAUCUACAGUGACUUACAGAAGUGCUUUGAAGUCUCUGUUAAUAAAUGCAUCCUGAUACUGGUUCCCUCGGUCACAGAAAAUGAAUACUAUCAGUCUAAAAUCUCUGUUAAGGAGAUAAUAUAGUUAGAAAAGAUUUUGUAAAAUGAUAAUUUACUUCUGGAAGUAAAUUAUCAUUAGAACGUCAUUAAAACAAGUCCAAACGACCACUUUAAGAUGUCUAAAGAUGUCACUGACCAGCAGAAGCUACUGUAAAAUACACAGAUUAGAAUAAAGGUACAAGAAGUGAUACUGAGGCUUAUUUAUUUCUAUUUCAGACUGUAAAUUCGCAUAAAAUAUCAGUUUUUUAUGUGUUAGAGAGUGUAUCAGGGCUUCAAGAUAAUAACAUUGUAGCUAGAUAAUUAGCAAAACGUAUGACGAAUAAAAAUGGACAAUGACAAUAUGUUUUUUUUUAAUAGACUUUUAAUCAAGUGACCACAAAACUAUGAACCCAAAACAAUGUUCACGCAACUCACAUGUUGAGUUGCAUCUAUAAUUAUUGAAUAACAAUUACAAGAUUGAUUUGCGCAUAUUUGAUACCGAUUAAAUCGAACUUUUUUUUUAUUGUAUGCCUCUGCUAUUACUGUCUUAUUAGAUGGAUGAGAUUAAAUGAGUAUUGACUGUACAGUGUUCAGUUUCCUGAUCGUAUCCAGAGAGAUCGAGAGUCUAUCCAUCUGUUCAUAGUUUGAUGAAAACUUCCGUCUCUUUUGAUCAUCCAAGUGUUUUAUUCCAAAGCUAAAACAAACAAUAAUGUCAGCAGUUGUUUAUACCCUGCUGCUCCAGCAAACAUUGGAGUUUUCCAGAUUUUCUUUUGAAGGGUCAUGAACUCUGAUAUAUCCACAUUUUUUCAUUCAUACACUUCUUUCUCAUAAAAAUAAAUUCCAUUCACCUUU